AUGGCGGAAUACAUCUGCAAGAAGAAAUGCAAGGUUUUCCGAGGGACCCCAAAGCAAGCAAUGUCUUUAAACCAUGAGAAAAUGCAGCUGGCACCGAUGCGAUUAUAUACACUGUCCAAACGGCAUUUUGUUCUGGUCUUUGUAGUAUUCUUUGUUUGUUUUGGUUUGACAGUCUUCAUAGGAAUAGCAGGUCCUAAUGUAAUUGAAACUUCUGUAGCAAGAACUGACUUAAAUAACAGCCUAAAGCUGAAGCCAUUUAAUUUAAGUUCACCACCACUGUCUACUUACAAUCAGCAGCUGUGGCUGACCUGCAUAGUUGAGUUGGAUCAGCACGAUGUAUCCCUCAAAAAGAAUGUUACUAUGAUAGUCAAAGUACUUGGAGUGGUGAAGGAUGGAAGCACACCAUAUGUUAAUAAUCAAGUUCACAAUCGGACAAGAUUACUCAGUUGUGCACAAAAAUGCAGUGAAAUCAUUGUUGCUCACCUUGGCUACCUGAACUACACUCAGUACAACAUAUUUGUUAGCUUUGAAGAUCUAAAUAAGUUAACGUACACCAUCCAGAAUAUUACUUUCACAUGGAAGACCUACAAUCCGACUUUUUCUCAAGUGGAAAUAUGGUUCCGAUUUGUCUUCGUAGUUCUUACUUUUAUGGUCACGUGUCUGUUUGCACAUUCCCUGCGGAAAUUCUCCAUGAGAGACUGGGGUAUUGAACAGAAAUGGAUGUCCAUCCUCCUUCCCCUCCUGCUGCUUUACAAUGAUCCAUUUUUCCCCCUUUCUUUUCUGGUGAACAGCUGGUUUCCUGGAAUGCUGGAUGAUCUAUUCCAGUCACUGUUUCUGUGUGCACUGUUGCUGUUCUGGCUUUGUGUCUACCAUGGUAUAAGAGUACAGGGGGAAAGGAAGUGCUUAACUUUUUAUCUGCCCAAAUUCUUUAUUGUUGGACUGUUGUGGCUGGCCUCUGUUACACUGGGAAUAUGGCAAACUGUUAGUGAAGUACAUGAUCCUACAUAUCAAUACAGAGUCGACACAGGUAAUUUCCAGGGAAUGAAGAUCUUCUUCCUUGUGGUGGCAACCACAUACAUUCUCUACCUUUUGUUCCUGAUAGUGAGGGCAUGCUCAGAACUUCGUAACAUGCCUUAUGUUGAUCUCAGGUUAAAAUUCUUGACUGCAUUAACCUUUGUAGUGCUUGUCAGUAGCAUUGUUAUACUCUACCUACGCUUUGGAGCACAAGUUCUACAGGACAACUUUGUUGCUGAGCUGUCAACUCAUUAUCAGAAUUCAGCAGAAUUCUUAUCAUUUUAUGGUUUAUUGAACUUUUAUCUCUACACAUUAGCCUUCGUGUAUUCCCCCUCAAAGAAUGCACUAUAUGAAUCACAGUUGAAAGACAAUCCUGCUUUUUCUAUGCUGAAUGAUUCAGAUGAUGAUGUGAUUUAUGGGAGUGACUAUGAAGAAAUGCCACUUCAGAAUGGCCAAGCUAUUAGAGCCAAGUAUAAAGAGGAAUCGGACAGUGAUUGAUUUUGAUGUAGACAGACUUGUUCAGCUGGAAUUAAACCAAUGUUGAAGUUUUCCUAGAUGGACAGCUUCCCUGGCUUCCUUACAGUCUGCUGUCAUCUGAACACCGACUCCCAGGAAGGACAUCCUGCUUCUGUUGCUGUUUACAAGGUUAAAACUGAAAAAAAGAAUGCUUGAAAAGGUUGUGGUGAAAACUUAAGAAACCAAAAUUUUUACACGUCUUAUAAAAUGCCUGAUAGCAGGAUGUCUGUGGACUAAACUCUUGAAGUCUAUUUCCAUUUAGAAGUGUCAUUGAUUAUAUGCUGAUUUUAAAAUUGCUUCCUUGCUGCUUGGAUUUUUGGGAGGGUUUUUUUGAGGAUUAUGUACAGCAUACUGUCAUUCAUCUGUUGCGUUUGUGAUAGCUCCUUUGUAUAUUGUCUGCUGCUGUACAAAGUGCCUCAUUUCCCUUUCAAUUUUCUACCUUAGUCUUUUGAGCUGGAGGCACGGAAUGAAGCGUUUUAGGGUUUUCUUUUUUUUUUCUUUUUUUUUUUUUUUUGUUAAAUGCAAGAAAACACAAGCUUUCCAUUCUUCCUUCAAAGAAGCGAUACAGACUUCAGACCAUUUUUUUAAUUCAUUUAAAUGAGUUUACCAGAUUUGUAAGUGCGAGAUAUGUGCAAAUAGUCAAGUUCUAGUGAGCCAAAAUAGCCUCAGUGGUGCAAAAUUAUUUGUAUAAUAUAUGUUUCAUAACAUGCGUUACUGCCACAACAGAAGUGUUUGUUUUGGUUUUUGUUUUGUUUUUCUAAACAGCCCUUUCAAAUGCAAAUAUUUAGGCAGCAACAAGUCUCAGAAGGAAGCCUUCUUUCUGGGUUUUUUGUAUGUUGGAGGAGAUUGUUACACUUACAGAGAAUACAGUAUGAAAGUUUCAUAGAGAAUUGCAAUUUGAAAUUUCCAAACAUUUCAUUUUCAGAGACUUUUUCUACAUCAGAAUUUUUCCUUAAGUUGUAUUACUAAAUAGUUAAUCUACGUCCUAGGAAGAAUCGUGGUUGCUCAUGUAUUGAAUGUGCAUGAGAGCUUUUGAGCAUGUUCUGUGCAUAGUUCAACUUCUUUGUCAUACCACAGUCGCCACCUGUACUGAUCGAAACUUUUACUAGCACAUUUCGUGAUUAUCUGUAUUCCAGUCUGUGCUGGAACAGAGUUUUAUGGGAAUUAAGUAUUCCUAGUACAAUGCUGCUGCUUCUCUAUUUAAAAGUUGGUUUUCUCCUACACUGUUGUUCAGUUCUUUAUUUAAGUGGGUGCUGUUUCUAGCUACUUCUGUUUUCAGGUACUUGACCUGUCUGAAAGUAUCUUUUUUUUCAUCGAUUCGUAACUGUGAUUUACUCUUGUAAAAUUCCUCUGCCCUGCUGCUGUAGAAAAGACUCUCAAAAGCACUGUUAAUGUAUUAGACAGAAAAUGGUGCUGGCCUACACUAAGGAAUUGUGCUCAUCAUUGAACUAGUUUAAGCAGAAGAGCGCAAUGAAGUCCUACUAGACUUGCCGAAUCAUAUUGGGGGGAAAAAGUAGAUUUGCUCUGCUUUGCAACAACUGUUCUAGACCGUUGCAAUUAUCUCCUGGUAGCUGUUCCAGAUCAUGAAGGGGAGACUUCACAGGAUAGCAGUUUGCUUAGAGAGGACCAAAGUAACUGCUUCAUGUGGUUGCAUCCUUGCUGUCAUAGAACAGUUCCGAUUAAAUCAGUGCUCUGCUAAAGACAAGUGUGGUAAGAUACUCUGUGUGUGAGAGAGAGAAAACUUUCUAAAAUUAUGAGGAGCUGUGAAAUUUUUUGAGGGUAUUUGAAGUUUAAAACUUUCUGUACCGGGGAUCAUGUAUUUGUUAGAAGCCAAAGCGCUAUUGUAUGGCUAAAGCAAGGAAACUGCUGGGGGGCGAGGGGAAGUUUUUUUCCUUUCAUUUCUUAAUUAAUUGGUGUCAGUUUAGAAGAACAUACAGGAAAACAUUAAAGAAGUAUUUCAAGUUAGUGGUGUUGUGGCUUUUUUUCCAGUGAACUGUAGUAAGCUGUACCUUCAGCACUUCCUUUUAGACUUUAACAAGUAUAGGAGACGAUCUUUGUAUCCUAGAAGAGGAGAGCCCAUUCUCAUUUUUACCAUUCCCCAGGUGACUCUCCAGGCUUACAGCUGGUUGAAUUUGCAGAGUCAGACUUGGGAGCCAACUAGGCAGCCUUUGCAUACCCCAAAUCCUUUUGACUUCCAUUGGAGUAACAGUGGGUACAGGAAUUAGGGCUUCAAAAAUUGGCAUUUACAUGCUCCUUAUAUAUUCAGAUCUUUUUGGCUCUGAUAUUGUUUAAUUCUGUUCUAAAUUGUUCUGAAGAGACAGAACGUUUGAUUUGACAAUGUGCAAAGGAUACUAAUGUUUCUUAUCACAGUCUGAACUGGUUGUUACAGUUAACCCCAAAAUACAGUGUCGCGCUUUGGGAUUUUGUUAACUAAAGAAAGUAUUUUUAAUCUAACUUUGAGACGAUGAUUUUCUUCUAAGCUGUUCUCAGCCCAUUUCACUUGCCGUUUUGUUUGCAUUAACUUUUCUACAUCACUACAUUCAAAGUGGAAACACGAAAGCUGAGAAUGGGAAAUGUGUACUUAAAAUACGUAUGUCACUACAAAAAUAGUGAGAAAAUAGUUUCCUUGUUAAUUUUUAGAGAUUAUGUUUAAGCAACGCUUGCCACGCAAAAUAGUUUUGUAUUUCAGAAGUGCUAGAGUGUAAUGGUAAGCUUGGUUGAAGCACUGUCGCGCCAAGUUCAAUAUACAGUAAAAAGGCAAAAGCGGUGAAGCAGAUAAGGACAUAGUUUUGCUAGCAAGACAUCUCAGUUUCACUCCUCUUAUUUCCACAAUUGGAAAGCAGAGACAGUAUCUGAGGAAUAUUACAAUAUAGAUUGUAAACAGCUUGGGAGUAGGUGGCAUGAAUUCACCUCUAAGUAAAGUAUUGCAACCUAAGGGUGAAACAGAAGAGAUCUGGGUAAGAAACUAGCCUGGCUUUCCUUUCGUUACUGCUAAAGUAAUUCUAUAUUUCCAUCACUAGUGGAACUGUAUAAAAUGAGAAAAGUAUGCAAAAAGGCCCCGCAGUAUACAGUGUUCCGGCUCUAAAGGAGAUGUCGUCUAUUAGACUUCCAUGUACACAGUGAUCAAGAGGGACUUCUAAGGAAUCAAAAAGCAUUGAGUGUGAGCCAUUCACGGCAACCAUUUUCUGUAGUAUUUGCUUUAAAAAUACAGUUGGUGUUGGAAUUGGUUGGAAACUUUCCUAGGACUGGCAAACAGGAAGCAUAAGGCUUAACACCAGUAAGGAACAGCUAGUGCAACAGACGCGCGGCACGAAUACUGGGGAAAAUGGAAGGAUGGUUCCAGCUAGGAACGACUUUGAUCUGUUGUCUUCCUCUGAGCCAAAAGACAACUUUGUAUCCCCAGUCACCUAAUUUUCCCCCCAUUUCCUCUUGCUUAUGCCAGUAAUAACCUUUGCAUUACUGUAAAACCUUUUUUUAGAAGUUUGUAAAUAUGUAAAAUGAAAAUAUGGAAAAAUCGUGUACCAAAAUGGUAUAAAAAUGUGUAAGAUAAACGCUCUGUUUAAUGAGAAGCUGUAAUUAAAUGCUGCUUUGAGAAAGUGUGCAUGAGGACGUGUUAAAUAUCAUAUGUGUCUAGGAGUUGUGUUAAUGACAGCAAAUUAUCCAUUUAUGUUGGAAAACUUCAUGCUAAUAUGGAAUAUGAAGGAAAAACCAGUAUUUUACUUCAAGCAAAAGUUGGGUAUUCAGUUUCUUGGAAGACUUCAUGUGCAUAAUCAUUAUUAAAUAUGUUCAUAAUAAAGUUUUAUAUCUUUAUAUUGUA
This is a messenger RNA of Pygoscelis adeliae (Adelie penguin), 5347 nucleotides long. It is a transcript of the gene TMEM181, whose product is annotated as transmembrane protein 181. The coding region runs from base 1 to 1512 and encodes 503 amino acids. The transcript has 17 exons. The record is from RefSeq and is a predicted model, not a curated record. Gene Ontology annotation, molecular function: toxic substance binding. NCBI's taxonomy places the organism in Eukaryota, Metazoa, Chordata, Aves, Sphenisciformes, Spheniscidae.